AAAAUUUAAUCGCGAUAACACUUUAUAGACUUGUAUAUACUAUCGCUUUACAUUUCAGAAAGUGUGUCCAAAGUGUACAGAUUGCAAGAUUAAGAAAGCAAAGUCAGCCUGAAGUUGUGUUACAUCAUCGAGCAGAGCGCACUAGACUGAAGUUAUCCAGUAUGCAACAGGCAGCAGUGGGGAGACGGAAGGCUUACCAGAUGAAGUCGGUGCAGUGGCUGCAGAAAGUCGGCUGCUUGAAGAACCUGGUUGACAUGACGCAACAGGCACCGUCGGGGGAGGGAGGAGGCCACUGGAAAUUGGGAUGUGGUGUCAUCGUGUGGAAAAACGUCGCACUGCAGGUGUAGACUACAUUAUGUUCAGCACAGCAGUCUACACGUCUUCCCAAGUCUAACCUCUGAGAUGUUUAUACCAGAUGUGGAUGAACAUACUUUCUUCUGGAAAAUUUGAAACGUCAAUGUCAUCAGGCCUGAAGUCCAGGACUUACGCUAUCAAGGAUCUAUUUACCCAGCAGCCCUUAUGCUGGCCACAUCCCCAGUCAGAUACAAAGGGAUCCUGAGGAGACUUCACAACAAGAUGACUUCGGCUUUGGCUUUUUUGAUCAUCUGCCAAGUAGCUUUCUACACAACUGUAUCAUCCAAAAGAGUAUGUGGCCGCCCACCUAUCACUGACGGGAUUGAUGCGUCAGCCCUAAAAAGAGUGUAUGAGGUUGGAGAAGAGGUGACCCUCUCGUGUGACAGGGGAUACUUGCCUUCAACAGCAACCCCUGGACGGAUAGCCUGCACAGACACAGGGGAGUGGACACAGUCAAACCUGGCAUGUUCCCCUAAGACGUGCCCAAUCUCCAGGCCUCUGCAGCCAUUAGCAAUGGGAAAGACUGAAGUGCCAUUCAAGAGUGUGCUUAACUACACAUGUGAUGAUGGCUACAUCAUACAAGGAGCCAAUGAAGCCAGAUGUUUACAUGAUGGCACCUGGAGCAACCCACCACCCCUCUGCAAAGCUGUGAAUUGUCCUUUGCCGAAGCCACCUACAGAUGGGAGAGUUGUCCAUGAUAAGCCAUUUACUGGAACCGUCAGUUAUGGACAAAGCUGGACAUAUGAGUGUAACCCACCUAAAGCACCAACUUAUGAAAGAGGAUCCUGCAUGGCUAAUAGAAGUACAACUGAGCCACCAGUGUGCCGAGAGGUGAGCUGCCCCAUUCCAGCAGGUAUACCAAAUGGCUUCAUCACCUUUGCUGUGAUGAGGCAACAUGGCUACAAGGAGAAGGUCAAAUAUGCUUGCAAUGAACACUAUGUCCUGGAGGGUGAGGCUCAGAUACAGUGCCAAAAUACAGGAAACUGGUCUGCCCAGCCAGUCUGCAGAGCUCCCUGCACAGUUGGCAUCAAAAGAGGUCGUAUCUUCUACAAUGCCAAGAAGCUCUGGAUUGAAGACUUGAAGCCCAACAGAGUCAUCCACGGGGAACCUGUUGUCUUCUAUUGUCUGAACAAAGCUGAGAGCUGUGGCUACCCUGUGGCCAGCACCUGUAACGAUGGAGCCCUCCCCAUCCCAGAAUGCUUUGAGGAACCAGGAAGGCUGGAGUACAACUUAAGGCACACAACCCUUCCAUCAGAAAUUGCAAUGUGUGCUGCUUCACCCCCUGCAACCCCGACAAACCACACUGAAUGACCUGAAACACCACAAACACCAGAUAUGAUUGAUUGGAAUCAGAAUAAUUCUUCUGUAAGAUAUGCUACAAGACAGAGGUUACCCUUGAUAGUGGUCAAAUGGGUCUCUCAU
Molecule: messenger RNA, 1776 nt
Organism: Monopterus albus (swamp eel)
Lineage: Eukaryota; Metazoa; Chordata; Actinopteri; Synbranchiformes; Synbranchidae
Product: beta-2-glycoprotein 1-like
Exons: 11
Coding region: 520-1665 (381 amino acids)
Source: RefSeq, a predicted model, not a curated record